Molecule: messenger RNA, 6862 nt
Organism: Hypanus sabinus (Atlantic stingray)
Lineage: Eukaryota; Metazoa; Chordata; Chondrichthyes; Myliobatiformes; Dasyatidae
Gene: kcnt1b
Product: potassium sodium-activated channel subfamily T member 1b
Exons: 31
Coding region: 425-4111 (1228 amino acids)
Biological process (GO): potassium ion transport
Cellular component (GO): membrane
Molecular function (GO): intracellular sodium-activated potassium channel activity
Source: RefSeq, a predicted model, not a curated record
GCGGAUAACUCAUACAAGCAGUUCUAAAGCACUCGAGGUGAGUGGGGUGCAGGGAUUGAGACUGACAUUUCAACCCCAGGAAACCUCUUCUGGAGGUAUAACUGGAGUCGGGGAGCUGUUCCGUGGGAGGGUGCGAAUCUGUGACCAUCGUACGGAAACACUCGCUAUUCCUCAACGUGGGAAACUUGAAGGAACUUCACCACUAUCCAGAUCCCCACUGAGCCCCUCCGCCUCCUUCCUCUGUUGUAUGCGUGAAGGCUUGACUGCAAUGAAGGUUGUGUCGGACUGGGGACAGUCAGCCGCUCGCUCAGUCGACGAGCUCCGUGACUCGGUUCCCCGGGGUCGAUUCCUCUGAUGCCCCGAUCUCGAGGCCACUCCAACGGCAGGAAGCAGAAAGCACGAACCCAGGGCAGCGGCAGAGAAGAUGUGCAGCGAGUGUUACACCAACCGGUCCUUUGUCUUCGAUGAUGGGACGUCGAGUAAACAAACCUCCAGACCUUCGGCCGUCGGUGGCGGGCAGAGCCGGAGCAGCGACGGGGUCAUCUUGGACAUCUCCUCCUUGAAGAUGAACGAGCUGGAGACCGACGUCCCACCUCUGCCGCCCAGGUACCGGUUCAGGGACUUGCUGCUGGGCGACCAGUCCUUUCAGAACGACGACAGGGUUCAGGUGGAAUUCUACGUGAAUGAGAACACCUUCAAAGAACGACUGAAGCUCUUCUUCAUCAAAAACCAAAGAUCAAGUUUAAGAAUACGCCUCUUUAACUUCUCCUUGAAGGUGCUUACAUGUGUUUUGUACAUUGUACGAGUUUUGCUGGAUCACCCUGAAGAAGGAAUUGGAUGUUGGGGAUGUUCAAAGCAGAAUUACACUUCACGUCCAACAUCUAAUCUCGUAAUUAGCUGGGCACCUAUACUUUGGGUAAACAGAAGUCUGGCACUAUGGGGAAUUCAGGUUACAGUGGCUUUAAUUAGUUUCCUGGAGACCAUGCUUCUCACAUAUCUGAGUUACAAGGGAAAUAUAUGGGAACAGAUUUUCCGAGUUCCUUUUAUUCUUGAAAUGAUCAACACUGUUCCUUUCAUUGUCACAAUUUUCUGGGCACCCUUAAGAAACCUCUUCAUCCCAGUAUUUUUAAACUGCUGGCUGGCCAAGCAUGCACUGGAGAACAUGAUUAAUGAUUUGCACAGAGCCAUUCAGAGAACACAGUCUGCUAUGUUUAACCAAGUAUCAAUAUUGAUUUGUACUCUACUCUGCCUUGUGUUCACUGGAGCGUGUGGAAUCCAGCAUUUGGAGAGAGCAGGAGACAAUCUCUCAUUCUUCAAUUCCCUUUACUUCUGCAUUGUCACCUUCUCUACAGUUGGAUUUGGUGAUGUGACACCUCAUAUUUGGCCUUCACAGCUCCUUGUUGUCAUAAUGAUAUGUGUGGCUUUGGUAGUAUUGCCUCUGCAGUUUGAAGAGCUUGUUUACCUGUGGAUGGAAAGACAGAAGUCUGGUGGGAAUUACAGUCGGCAUCGAGCGCAGACAGAGAAACAUGUUGUCCUCUGUGUCAGCUCCUUAAAAAUCGACCUGCUGAUGGAUUUCCUCAAUGAAUUUUAUGCUCAUCCUAGGCUUCAGGAUUACUAUGUUGUCAUCCUCUGCCCAACUGAGAUGGACCUGCAGGUGCGCCGAGUGUUACAGAUUCCUCUCUGGUCCCAGCGUGUCAUUUACCUGCAGGGAUCCGCUUUGAAAGAUCAAGAUCUCAUGAGAGCCAAGAUGGAUGACGCAGAAGCCUGUUUCAUUCUCAGCAGCCGAAAUGAAGCGGACCGUACAGCAGCGGAUCAUCAGACGAUCUUGAGAGCAUGGGCUGUGAAGGAUUUUGCCCCAAAUUGCCCCCUUUAUGUUCAGAUACUGAAACCUGAAAAUAAAUUUCAUGUCAAGUUUGCAGAUCAUGUAGUUUGUGAAGAGGAGUUUAAAUAUGCCAUGUUAGCCUUGAACUGCAUCUGCCCUUCCACCUCUACUCUCAUCACGCUAUUGGUUCAUACAUCCAGGGGACAGGAAGGACAACAGUCCCCAGAACAGUGGCAGAGGAUGUAUGGUCGGUGCUCAGGGAAUGAAGUCUAUCAUAUCAAGCUCAGUGACAGCAAAUUUUUUGGAGAAUACGAAGGGAAGAGUUUCACCUAUGCCUCAUUUCAUGCUCACAAGAAAUAUGGUGUCUGUCUGAUAGGUGCGAAGAGAGAGGACAAUAAAAGCAUCUUACUCAACCCUGGGCCUCGGUACAUAAUGAUUAGUUCAGACAUCUGCUUCUACAUUAAUAUCACUAAAGAAGAGAACUCAGCAUUCAUAUUCAAAGAAGAAGAGAAGCAGAAGAGGCAGUCCCUGACUUCAGGGGGGAUCUUCAGUGGACCUUCCAGGCUACCAGUCCACAGCAUCAUUGCAAGUAUGGGUACAGUUGCUAUGGAUCUACAGAAUACAGAGUGCCACCCAUCCAGUGGUACCACUUUGACUCUCCCUACAGAAAAUGGAGCAGGAAGUAGAAGGCCCAGCAUCGCACCUGUCCUCGAAAUUGCUGACACUGCUGCCAUUUUGCCAUGUGAUCUCUUAAGUGACCAAUCAGAGGAUGAGGCAAAUCCGUCUGAUGAUGAGAGCUUACCUACCCCAGAAUAUGUGAAAGGAUAUCCUCCCAAUUCACCUUACAUUGGAAGUUCUCCAACUCUCUGUCAUCUUCUACCUGUGAAGGCUUCAUUCUGCUGUUUGAGAUUAGACAAGGGCUGCAGGCACAACAGCUUUGAAGAUGCAAAAGCCUAUGGGUUCAAGAACAAACUGAUCAUUGUGUCUGCAGAGACUGCAGGCAAUGGCCUGUACAAUUUCAUUGUUCCACUCCGAGCAUACUACAGGCCCAGGAAAGAGCUGAAUCCUAUUGUGUUGCUGCUGGACAACCCGCCAGAUAAUCACUUUUUGGAAGCCAUCUGCUGUUUCCCCAUGGUUUAUUUCAUGGCAGGAAGCAUUGAUAACCUAGAUAAUCUACUACAGUGUGGGAUUAUUUAUGCUGAUAACCUGGUAGUGGUGGACAAAGAGAGUACAAUGAGUGCCGAAGAAGAUUACAUGGCUGAUGCUAAGACUAUCGUCAACGUUCAAACAAUGUUCCGGUUGUUCCCCAGCCUCAGUAUCAUCACAGAACUGACUCACCCCUCAAACAUGAGAUUCAUGCAGUUUCGAGCCAAAGACUGUUACUCACUUGCACUUUCCAAGUUGGAAAAGAAAGAACGUGAAAAGGGAUCAAAUUUGGCAUUCAUGUUCCGUCUCCCAUUUGCUGCUGGAAGGGUAUUCAGUAUCAGUAUGUUGGACACACUACUCUAUCAGUCUUUUGUUAAAGAUUACAUGAUUCCAAUUGCACGGUUGUUACUUGGACUUGAUACUACCCCUGGCUCUGGAUACCUUUGUGCUAUGAAAAUUACAGAAGAUGACUUGUGGAUUCGGACAUAUGGAAGGCUCUUUCAGAAACUCUGUUCUUCCAGUGCUGAAAUUCCAGUUGGGAUUUACAGAACAGAAUUACACCUGUUUUCUACAUCAGAAUCUCAGAUCUCAAUCAAUGUUGAUGAGUGUGAGGACACAAAGGAAGUGAAAGACCACUGGGUGGCAAAGAGCCAUCGGAACUCGACGUCUAGUGACCAAUCAGAGCACCCAUUGCUGAGGCGCAAAAGCAUGCAGUGGGCCCGAAGAUUGAGCAGAAAAGGAACCAAGCACACCAGUAAAGCAGAUGAAAAGAUCAACCAACAGAGACAGAACCUGUAUCAUCGAUCAGAAAGACAAGAGUUGUCAGAACUGGUGAAAAACAGAAUGAAGCACUUGGGUUUACCCACGACGGGAUACGAGGAUGUAGCAAAUUUAACAGCCAGUGAUGUGAUGAAUCGUGUAAACCUUGGAUAUUUGCAAGAUGAGAUGAAUGAUCAUCAGAAUACAUUAUCAUAUGUUCUGAUUAACCCUCCACCUGACACACGACUGGAGCUGAACGAUAUUGUGUACCUGAUACGCCCAGAUCCACUGGCCAAUGUUCAGCCUGGUUCCAACAGCCUGAAAAGCAAAUCGUGUAGGUUGUUCCCUUCCAAUGAGAAGACAAGGAAUGAAACGGAGCUAUGAAUGGUGAUUCCCCAGCAGUUCCAAUUUGUAAGACUCUACUUUGAUUUUUACAAAAGUGACAAAAUACUGUUUAUGCACAGAAGAUGAUCACGCUGAUACCUUGAAACAUAACAGCUCUGUUUAUCUUAAGGAAUCGGAAGUUUUGCAUUAUCAGACACAAGCCAGUUUACAAAUUGAAAUACAUCACUAAAGUUACUCUCAUCAGACCCUGAAACACAACCAGGUUUAAUGGAACUAUGCCAGUUGAAUAUCAGCAUUGACUCAAGCUAAAGCAACAUAUGACGAGAAAGUUUACUUGAUAUAUUAGGCAUAGCUUCAGGUCCAGACAGUGGACCGAUUUUAUAUAUUUUUGUACCAUGUAUAAUGGGAUAUGCUGUUUAUUUAUUAACAUUCAACCGACUUGGGACAAGUGGCCCCAUAUCAGUUAUGAGCGUGAAUACUUCACUGGUACUUUCUACUAAAUAGUAUCUAUGAAUCAAAUACGUACACAGGUUUGGCAUGAAUUUUCCAUUGUCCAGUUGCCGAAGUUGCUGUGUCCAGUUAAUUCAAAAGGAUCCUUUGGUGCCAAAGGGACAAAUGCUUUAAAGACCUUUUUCUACUCGUAUCUGCUUGGACACUUGUUAUAUGCUGUAUUCAGGAGGAAUUUGACCUCAGCUACAUUUUGUGUAGUUAGCAAUUUCUCAUCGCUGGCUUGAGUGGAAAGUGGUGCCUUCAGUCCAACUGAGCAUGGAACUAGCCAAUCAUUUACUUGCCAACAAGAAAUAAUACCCCAUGGACAAAAAUGUGGAAAAGAAUAUCAGGACAAAUGCACAGGAGAAAAUCAGUCCAGAUAUCAGCAGCCAAUAUUAAUUUGGAGCUAUUUGUAUUAUUAAUAAUUUUAACAAAGAUGGGUUUGUAAUGGAGGGUGGGCAUUUUCACAUUUGUAUUGCAAACUGUUGUGAUAGUUACAGUCCACCUAAAUUUUAUUUAUUUUAUUCUAAGAUUAUCACAUGUCAUUAUCAAAUUACAAAAGAGUGGCAAAGAUACAAGAAUUGGUCUCCAGCUGUACAAAGUUUUAAAGAUAUCUGCACAUUACAGUUUGUGUAGAGGAAAACCCGGAGGUAGUGAACAUUUAAACAAAAAAAAGAAAACACUGGCAAUAGAAGACAGCAAUGCUGAUACUGUCAUAGAUGUUGGCUCUGAAACUUCACAAUAACAUGCAUAGUUUUUUCUCACCAUAUCCAAUGUCAAAAAUGCUGGAUUUGGAUGAAUAAUGGAAACUACACUAGUUUAUUGUGCAGUUAAUAAGCUAAUUUGGUGGGUCUUUUUGCCUUAUUGAACAGAUAGUAUAGUACAUCCAGUUACUGAAACAUAACAAACCUCCAAAUUCUGCAACAAGUUUAUCAAUUGUCCCUCAUGUGUCUCUGGAUUGCAAGGAGUGGUGGACUACACCAUGCCGCACAUCUUGGAGAGUUAUUGAUGGUGCAUCACAAGGCAGGGAAGAUAUGGUCCGCAGUACCUCCUUGUUUGUCAUAAUUAUGACACCUGGUCUUCACACCCUCCAUCAAAACUCCAGGCCACAUCCCAUGGUACUCCAGAUGCAGGUCUGUUUAGUUACAAGUUGUACAUAAGCUGUGGAACUUCCAAGUUUCUGAGGACAUUGAAACACCUUUACAACCUGGGCCUAGCUGACCCAGCCACAAUAUGAAUAUUAAACAGUAUACCAAACAAGCUACAUCUGAUCAUGUCUUAAAUCAACCAUGGCAACAACUAUGAAGGUAUAUUUUCAAAAAAUAGCAAAGAGCUUUUGCAGUGGCCUCAGAGAACAGAAAAUAAAAAUUCUUGUUGUCACAAGAAUUAUCUAGUUAUUAUCAAAUUACUAGUUAUUUGAUAAUUUUUUGUGCCCACUUGAAGAGUGGUGCUUUGGCAUUGCGUUACAUCAUCUAGUUUGCUCAAACUGGUAAACGGAAUUGAGAUGGUGCAGAGUAAAAAUGAAGAUUCAGUGUAAGAAUUUCGAACAAAACACUGCCAAAUUCUAACCUAGUAUUGUGUGUAUUAACUCUGAAAAGUGCCAGUCUACAUAUAUACAAACCAACUUAAGACACCAAUUUAAAAACCUGCAUGUGUUUAGUAUGUGGGCAUCAGCAAUCAUGACUUACCAAAAAUGACACCAAACACUUUAUUUCACAAUUCAAUACAGGGAAGUCAUUGCAGAUGCGCCUCAACCUCAUUCUGAUCCAGUGUCUAAAGUCAUCCUCCACCCCUGAUGACUACAUAACCACACCUCCUAAACCUGAAGCCUGGCCUUUCUGCUGAAUGAAUAUGUUGCAACAGAUGCACUUGAGUGAUGUUCUUGCAUGUGUUACAGUAAAUCUAAUAAAGUAGAUUGUUUGGUUGCAUUCAGUCAUUCACCUCAGUCCUCAUAUGUGGACUGACAACAUGUCAUCUUGGGGGGAAGGGGAUAAAAGUUCUUUUUAAAUGCAUAUGUAUAUGGCAUGCCAUUUAAAACAGGUGUUAUUAUAAGCUAACUGUCUUUUUGGCCAUGUAUUUUGACAGUACUAUGGAAUUUGAUACCCCUUGCCUGUGAUCUUCCAGUGCACUUCCCAUUUUUCCACAGUUGCAACUAAUAUGAUAAUAAAGGAUUCUUUUGACUUUUUUCUUGUACCCCUCUACUGUAAUAUAUUGUUUUGAAUGAGAAGUGUCUCAAUUUUAUACUGUUCAGUGAAUUGUCCAUGAAUGUGAUCAUUUAAAAUAAAUUGCUGCAUGCAGCCA